Messenger RNA from Rotaria sordida, 1209 nucleotides. Lineage: Eukaryota; Metazoa; Rotifera; Eurotatoria; Philodinida; Philodinidae. The record is from the annotation of a GenBank genome assembly.
AUGUUUGGUGAUUAUAAUGAUCCAGUACAGUGUUUUUAUCGUCGUACAGUUUAUAUUCAUACACCUUCUUAUGGGAAAAUAUUUGCUCGAUUAGCAGGGCAUAGGUAUGAUGAACAACAGAAAUGUAUAUUACUUAUACAUGGUUCUGGGCCUACAAAUUCUUCAAUGUAUUGGAAUGAUCUUGUAAGAAGACUAUUAUUCGCAACGUCAUCGUCGUCUUCGCUAUCUCCCUAUUAUUUUGUAGCUAUAGAUUGUCCAGGUUAUGGUCGUUCAGAUGGUGAUAAACAAACAAUUCGUUCUUAUCCUGGCGCUUUUGUUCAAGAAAUAAUUGAUUGUAUUUCACCAACAACACAUAAAGUAUAUUGUCUCAUUGGUUCUUCUCAAGGUGUAGCUGCUGUAUUCAAUGCAUUGGUCGAAAAGCCCGCCAUAUCAUCAUUUUUAGCUGUGCAAAAUCCUGUUUCACACGAUCCUCAACGUUUUGUAUGUAUAAAACAGCCUGCACUAUUAAUGUAUGAUACAGAUGAUGAUGGCCAUCCUGUUAGCGUUGGCAUAUUAGUUAAGAAGUAUAUUCCAAAUAAUCAUUAUUAUGAAUUUGCAAGUUCAAAACAACCAAAGUGGUUAGAACAUAAUGCACAUUUAAAGUUGUUACAGCUGUUCAAUGAGUAUGAUGCAAACAAUAAUACAACAAAUGCUUUAUCUUUACAAUUAACAGCAUCUUCGAAGAUUUCUCUUCCUUCUCUUCCUGCUUGUGUAUCUGUAGCAGGUGGUAUAAUCUCAUAUUUAUCAUCAUAUAAUCGUGAACCACUUUAUAGAAAUUCAAACGAAGAAUUAGAAUCAAUUUUAUCAGCAUAUGAAAACCAAAGUGUUCAAAAUGACGAUUUUGUUUCAUUUGAUAUUAAUCCCGGAUAUCCCAAGAGCGCUAUACGUGUUUCUAAAGCUCCGUAUGAAUUAGUUCGAAUAAUGAAUUUAGAAUUCACAUGUUAUUUUAUUAUUCAAUGGAAUAAAGCGUUGAAUUGGCCUAAAUUACGUAUAACCUAUCAUGUUCAAAACAAGCAAGACAGUUUUACAAGAAAUUUAUUAGUGAGAAUACCAAAUCAAGGCAAUACAAUGGCUAAAUCGCAUAAAACACGUGAAGAAGUUGUGUAUAAUUGGACUGAUAGAGACAGAACAAAACCUAAUAUAAAUUAUGUGGUAUUGUCACAUGAUUAA